AUGAAUCCCAGAGAUUCCGGCGACGACAGCCCCGGGGCGACGGCGGGUUCGUCUUCGGCGGCCCCGGCGCAGCAGCAUCAGCAGCAAUCGCUCGAGUGGAGGUUCGCGCAGGUCUUCGGCGAGCGCGCGGCGGGCGAGGACGUGCAGGAAGUUGACAUCAUCUCUGCAAUCGAGUUUGAUAAAUCUGGUGAUCAUCUUGCCACCGGAGACAGAGGAGGACGUGUUGUUUUAUUUGAGAGAACAGAUGCUCGGGAUGAGCACGCUAAUCGGAGAGAACUGGAGAGACAGGAUGUUCCAAUUACUAGACAUCCCGAGUUCCGCUAUAAAACGGAGUUUCAGAGUCAUGAACCUGAGUUUGACUACCUCAAAAGUUUGGAGAUAGAGGAGAAGAUCAACAAGAUCAAGUGGUGCCAGACAGCCAACAAUGCACUCUUUCUACUGUCCACAAAUGAUAAGACGAUCAAAUACUGGAAGGUGCAAGAGAAAAAAGUAAAACAAGUUUCAGUUAUGGCUUUGGACACUUCCCGAACUGUAGGGGAUGGUACCACAAGUCGUGCGAGUACCAGUACUUCCGAGCCUCCUCUUCCAAAUGGUGGAUGUUCAAAAAAGUCUGACAGCCUCAACAGUGAUCUCGCAUUUCCACCUGGAGGUUACCCAUCGCUGCGUUUACCUGUGGUUACUAAUCAAGAUGUGAACCUUGUUGCUAGAUGUCGACGUGUAUAUGCCCAUGCUCAUGAUUACCAUAUUAAUUCUAUUUCGAAUAAUAGUGAUGGUGAAACAUUUAUAUCAGCAGAUGAUCUGCGAAUAAAUCUAUGGAAUUUGGAAAUAAACAGCCAGAGCUUUAACAUUGUUGAUGUGAAGCCUACAAACAUGGAAGAUCUAACAGAGGUGAUUACUUGUGCGGAGUUCCACCCCACUCAUUGUAAUACACUGGCCUAUAGUAGCUCAAAGGGUUCUAUCCGGCUAAUCGAUCUGCGACAAUCUGCAUUGUGUGACAACCAUUCCAAGAUAUUUGAGGAACAUGAAGCACCUGGAGCAAGAUCGUUCUUUACGGAGAUAAUAGCAUCAAUUUCAGAUGUCAAGUUUUCAAGGGACGGAAGAUAUCUUCUUAGUCGUGAUUAUAUGACUCUCAAACUAUGGGAUCUAAACAUGGAUUCAGGCCCUGUUUCGACCUUCCAGGUUCAUGAACAUCUAAGACCAAGGCUUUGUGAUCUGUAUGAGAACGAUUCAAUAUUUGACAAGUUUGAGUGUUGUCUUAGUGGGGAUGGACUUCAUGUUGCAACUGGCUCUUAUGGUAAUCUAUUCCGUGUUUUUGGUUCUACUCCUGGUAGCACGGAGGUGACCACUUUGGAAGCUAGCAGGAACCCGAUGAGACGUCAGAUUGCAAACCCGACCAGACCCACGCGGGGGACGCUGACCUCUAUGACCCGUGGUGUGCGAAGAGGUGGGGAAAAUCUAGGUGUUGAUGCCAAUGGAAACUCGUUAGACUUCUCGACGAAGUUGCUCCACCUCGCAUGGCACCCUACUGAGAAUUCCAUCGCAUGCGCUGCUGCAAAUAGCUUGUAUAUGUAUUAUGCGUAG
This is a messenger RNA of Triticum turgidum subsp. durum (durum wheat), 1581 nucleotides long. NCBI's taxonomy places the organism in Eukaryota, Viridiplantae, Streptophyta, Magnoliopsida, Poales, Poaceae. The record is from the annotation of a GenBank genome assembly.